CUGGGCAAUAGGACCAAGUAAGGUGACCUCUCACAGCUGGUUGCGCCAUUUGUAAUAAUGCACGCACAGCUGAAAGCAAACCGCGCGGGCGGCGCACGCCGCGCGUUUGCGCCUGCGGGACGUCGCCUUAGCGUCAAGGUGAUGAACGCGAACGUCUUGAUUGCCAACACCAAGGGCGGGGGACACGCGUUCAUCGGACUGUAUCUUGCUAAGGAGCUGUUAAAAAAGGGCCACAAGGUCACUAUCAUGAAUGAUGGUGAUGAGAGCAAGCUGACGAAGAAGACUCCCUUCAGCAAGUACUCUGAGCUGGCUCGCGACGGUGCGACCAUCGCGUGGGGAGACCCCACCAAGCCCAGCACCUACCCACGCGGCAGCUUUGAUGUGGUGUACGACAACAACGGCAAGGAUCUGUCUAGCUGCCAGCCCAUGAUCGACCAUUUCAAGCACAAGGUGGACCACUACGUGUUCGUGUCCUCCGCGGGCGCCUACAAGGCUGACUCCAUCGAGCCCAUGCAUGUGGAGGGCGACGCGCGCAAGUCCACUGCGGGGCAUGUGGAGGUGGAGGCCUACCUGGAGAAGGCACGUGUGCCGUACACCGUAUUCCAGCCGCUGUACAUUUACGGCCCCAACACCGCUAAGGACUGCGAGCAGUGGUUCGUGGACCGCAUCAUCAGGGACCGCCCUGUCCCCAUCCCCUCCCCCGGCAUUCAGCUCACCUCCCUGACCCACGUGGAGGAUGUGGCCGCCAUGCUGGCCCUGGUGCCCGGGAACCGCGAGGCCAUUGGGCAGAUGUACAACGUGUGCUCGGACCGCUGCAUCAGCUUCGUAGGCAUCUGCAAAUCCGUGGCCAAGGCUCUGGGCAAGGAAGCCAACAUUGUGUUGUACAGUCCGGAGAAGGUCGGCACCGGCAAGAGUGGCAAGGCGGAGGGAUUCCCCUUCCGGACGGUGCACUUCUUCGCCUCCUCGGACAAAGCCAAGAGGGAGCUGGGUUGGAAGCCCAAGCACGACUUCCAGAAGGACGUGGCAGCCCUGGUGGCGGACUACAAGGCGCAGGGUCGGGAUAAGAAGGAUGUGGACUUCUCUAUCGACGACAAGAUUCUGGAGGCGCUGGGCAAGCCCUUCAAGCCCGCCGCCGUCGAUAGCAGCAGCAGCAGCAACGGCUUCACCCGUAUCAGCUCCUCUGCGUCCCCCUCCCCCUCUCCCGCGCAGCGCCGGUCGUCGUUCAGUCCUCGUCGGGAUCUGAAGAUCCAGCGCACCGUGCUGCCACCCAACUGGAGGGAGUCGUUGGAUGGGGGGGAGGCGGUGUCCGCAACCCCCUCGGCCGCUCCCCGCCCCGCCCGCAGCAGCUCCGUUCCCCGGGACUGGCGCUCCUCUCUGUGAAGGGGAGAAGCCGAGGGAGCCAGUGUGAGCUCUGUGAGCUCAAUGUCGGUGUGUGUGUAUGUGUUGAUGGUUGCACUGGAAUGUCAGCCGUGGGGCU
Messenger RNA from Volvox carteri f. nagariensis, 1477 nucleotides. RefSeq names its product chloroplast ribosome-associated protein (gene rap41). The record is from RefSeq and is a predicted model, not a curated record. Gene Ontology annotation, biological process: rRNA processing. Gene Ontology annotation, molecular function: RNA binding. Gene Ontology annotation, cellular component: cytosol. Bases 58 to 1380 code for a protein of 440 amino acids. The transcript is spliced from 7 exons. NCBI's taxonomy places the organism in Eukaryota, Viridiplantae, Chlorophyta, Chlorophyceae, Chlamydomonadales, Volvocaceae.